GAAAAACCACCAUCGAAGGGUAGAAAAUCCCUCCAGUCUGUGUGAUUUUUCCCAACAAACAAUCCACACCUUUUAAAUCACAUUUAAGACACUUUUUUCUACCAACCUAAGUUAUAUUUCUUGUUUCACCCCGUAAAGACUGUGCAAAUUGUGUGAGGUUUCUUGUGAGGAAAAGUACCCCGAAUUGUUUAAAAUUUUUGCAGAAGACGACAAAGAGACACAGAACUCAGGCAAAGGAUACAAGAGUUUAAAGUGGACGACGAGUGUCCCAUGAUGGCGUGCAUUGGCGACUGUUACGAUUUAGGUCCACCCCCGGACAUGAUCCUCUCAAUGCCUCCACCGCCCUUGCCCUCAUUCCUUCUCCCAAGGAACUCAAUCGCCUCCCUCACGGGAAAUGAUUCUCAGCCUUGCUUCGCGGCUUUCAUGUGUGAACCCUCGCCAGGACCAAGAGAACACUCUGGCAUUGAGUUCAUUGAGUUAAGCCACAAGAACAUGGGCGUAGAAGACACCUGGCUAUUCGUGUUGAUCUCGUCGUGUGUAGGAGUUCUACUCUUGGGCGCCAUUCUCGCCAUGAUCCUCAUGAAGUGUCGAGAAUCCUACAAUUACUCUUACCACGACACAUCAAAACCGCCAAUGCCAGUUAUUGGUGAGCCCAACUUGACUUCUGCAAAGCCUCAUGGGAGUUACUUAACUGGCACGAUGUUCUACCCGACUCCAAGCGCCACUCACACUUUGCAGCAACAACUGGCGCACGACAAUCGUGUUCUCUGGGCUGCACUCACACCCCAUGGCACUCGCCACUUUGUCACAGAUCCCUAUCAGGAAGAUCACUACGAAGUAGUGGAUUAUUCGGUCAGCAAACCCGAACCUCCGGUGCAUCACACCAUAAAUCGAACACCAGUUAAGUCCUCGUUUGAUAAUUCUGGCUUCGUGGAUUAUGACUAUGAAGAUCCGACACCACUCAUUGAAUCCUAUCACAAUAAUCUCGAUGAAAUUGACAUGGACUCAGGGUAUCAGGAGCCACAGGAGGUCGUGGGCACGCUCUCACACGGCUCACCACGACCCCACGUGAGCUCUCCGACGCGAAUUGAACAUCCCAACAUCGCCCCACUUAAUCUCUUCCCACACCAUCGCAGCACACAUAACACACUCAACAAGAAGUCCUCACUCAGCCGACGGAUUAGCGAUGUCUCCACUCCGUACGGAGGAAAUGUGUGAAUUCAACCCACCGACUCCAUUGAUCCACUGAAUGAGACACUCUUCAACGCCAUAUCAGAUGACAUUCAAUAAGUAUCGAAGUCUGUAUUUUGCUACAAAAACAUGUGAGAAUUCAUAUUGAAUUAAUUUCAAUGUAAUUCUCUUGACUUCGCUUCUCAAAACACGCACAAGAGGAUCUGAUCUCCUUUAUAGACGAAAACUGGAGAAGUGAAAAACUACUCAGAGAUCCUUGCGAGUAUAUUUGCAUGUUUCUAAUAUCAAAUGCAGAUUAUGAUGCUCAACUAAUACCCUAGUGGAUAUCCUACACAAACCUAAAACCAUAGCCUAGCUUACCACGUUCUCAUCUCGCAACAAAAUCUUGGCAAAAAGACCUUUUUGCUUGCAGGAAAUCCUAAUACGGAUACAGUAGUAACUAAUAGUUUUAGAUAACUGUCUUAUCAACAAUUUACUAGAUCUUAAGUGAUAUUUUAAGCUAUAUGUAAGGAAAACUACAAUUAAUUCGGGUAUUGAGAAAAUUCAUUGUGAACAAAUAGAAUAUCCAAGGAUGAGCUCAAUCUAGUCACUAGAAUAUAAGUGUAGUCGUUGUCAGAGAAUUGAUAUUGACCUAUCUUAUCUUAUUCACUAAGGUUACCAGCAAAAAUACAUUCAACUCAUAUACGGAAUUUUCAGCAAGAAAAUUUUCGUGGAAACUGUCAGCUUUCAAAUUGAUCUCGUUUAUAAUAUGUAGUGCAAUAUGAUGAUUAUGUGUAAAUAUUAAUAUUGUAUUUUUACUUCUUAAACCUUUACGCGAUAGAUUAUGGAUCAGAAAACGAAUAAAUAUGUGUUGUAUGGAUAAAAGUUUUUGCUUUUU
This is a messenger RNA of Phlebotomus argentipes, 2068 nucleotides long. RefSeq lists its product as uncharacterized. The coding region runs from base 271 to 1218 and encodes 315 amino acids. Lineage: Eukaryota; Metazoa; Arthropoda; Insecta; Diptera; Psychodidae. The record is from RefSeq and is a predicted model, not a curated record. The transcript has 4 exons.